Messenger RNA from Rotaria sp. Silwood2, 2511 nucleotides. Lineage: Eukaryota; Metazoa; Rotifera; Eurotatoria; Philodinida; Philodinidae. The record is from the annotation of a GenBank genome assembly.
AUGACUGAGCAAAACGUAGAUCAAAGAAUUGUCUGUGUUUGGCUUGAUAAUCGACUGAUCAGAUCAGUCGAAUAUAUUGAUACUCAAGAUGAACUUCGAACUAUUAUGAAAACCUUUGUCAGUUUCAAUGACUCGAAUUACUGUGUAGAUUAUAUUACCAACACCACAGACGCGAAAAUAUUUCUUAUUACUUCAAAUAUAUUAGGGAGAUUUAUUGUUCCUACAAUUCAUCCUUUCGAACAAGUUGACUCAAUUUAUAUAUUUCAUGGAAAUAAAUCAUCAGAUGAUCAAUGGACAAAAGAUUUUAAAAAAAUAAAAGAAAUUUUUAAUGAUAUAACAUUAAUUUGUGAUCGAUUUAAACAAGAUAUAAUUCAAAAGGAAAAAGAUAAUAAUUCUUUUACAAUCUCAUUUGUUUCAUCUUCGGAUAUAAAUUCACGUGAUGUUAAUCGACAUGAUCCAUCGUUUAUGUAUUUUCAAUUAGUAAAAGAUAUUAUUUUAAAAGAUCACCUCUUCGAAUCAGAAGAACAAACUAAAGCAGAUAUGUUAUCUUAUUCUCGGAAAGUUUAUGCUGAUUGUCCAAACACAAUUCUUGUUUUAGACGAAUUCGAAAGAGAUUUUAUCCCAGAACUUUCCAUCUAUUGGUACGUUAAAGAAUGUUUUCUCUAUAAAAUGUUAAACGAAGCAUUAUAUACACCACAACCAGAUGUUCUUUAUAAAUUAAGAUAUUUUCUUCGCCAUCUUUACUAUCAAAUCUUAUCUGAAGCAUCAAAACAACGUCAACAUUUAUCAUCAAUGACUGUCUAUCGUGGUCAAAAUGUAUCACUUGAUCAAAUUAAUAAACUGAAAGAAAAUGUUGGUGGAUUUCUUAGUUUUAAUAAUUUUUUAUCAACUUCACUUAAACAAGAUAUUGCGAUAAAUUUUCUCUGGGGAACGGAAAAUGGUGUUUUAUUUCAAAUGCAAAUCGAUCCAACAAUACAAAAAUUUCCAUUUAUUAAUAUUGAACAAAUAUCUUAUUUGCAAAGGGAGGAAAAUGAACAGGAACUUCUUUUUGCAAUGGGUAGUGUCUUUCGUAUUGUUCGCAUUGAGAAAGAGAAAGAUUUUUAUUGCGUUCAAUUAACAUUAAGUGAUGAUGUUGAUGAACAAUUAGAAGAAUAUACAAAAGUGACUCGUAAUCAAACUCGUUCAUUUCAUUCUUUCCUAUCACUUCUAAGAUUAAUGCACAAAUUAGAAGAAUACAGUUGCAUUGAGCAAUUUGCUGAGAUGCUUCAUGAUGAUAUUGGAGUAGCUGCUAAUCCAAUGAUACUUGCUGGUGUUCAUCAUACUAUUCAUAUGAGUGAUCUACCGGAUAAUCAUCCAGUAUUAUCACCAACGUAUUCAUAUAUUGGUGUUGUAUAUGACGCACUAUAUGAUUAUACGAAAGCGUUGGAAUAUCAACAGAUGGCAUUGGAUUGUCAGGUAAAUUCAGCUAAUCCGGAUGUAUCAUCCAUUAUAACUUAUAUGAAACAUAUCGCGUCAAUUUAUAAUAAUCAAGAAAAAUACAGUGAGGCACUAGAUUAUUACAAACGUGCUCUCGAAUUACAAAUAGGACAUUUUGGUGAAAAUGAUUCAUCUGUUAGAAAAACUUACAGUUUAAUUAGUUCAAUUUACUACAAACAGGGUGAUUACGAACAAUCUAAUCGAUCAGAAUUAGUUGAGUCUUCAAUAAAAGACGGCAUUGUCUGCCUUUCAAAAAAGCAAUAUCAACAAGCAUUGACUCAUUUUAAAAGUGCACUUGAAAUCCAACAACAAUACCUUUUACCGAACAAUCCAUCGUUAGCUCAAAUUUAUAAUCUUAUUGCGCAAACCUUUCAUGAUCAAGAACAAUUUGAAGAGGCAUUACCUAAUUACAUAAAAGCAUUAGAAAUCGAACAAAAUUCAUUAUCUGAUGAUCAUGGUUCUAUUGCUAAAAGUUAUCAUAAUAUUUCCACAGCUUAUGUUGGUUUAUCGCUUUGGUCAAAUGCUUUAGAAUUUGCUCUCAAAGCAGUUGAACAAUCGAAGAAAAUCCUUCAAACUGAUGUUAAUACUCUGGCAGCAUAUGUCCAUUAUGUUGGAUAUAUUUUUCAAGGACAAGAAAAAUAUCAAGAAGCAUUAAUCUAUUAUCAAGAAGCUCUUGAAUUAUAUCAAUGUCAUUUAUCAGAAGAUGAUCCUUCAUUAAUGCUUAUCUAUCAUCGAACUGCUAGAGCUUAUUUUCAAUCGGAUAUGAAUAUGGAAGCUAUUGUUCUCUAUCAAAAGACACUUAACAUUGCCUUGAAAAUAUUACCGGAUAAUGACAAACAAAUUGGUUAUAUUUAUAUGGAUCUUUCUAGAUCUUUUGUCAGACUAAAACGAUAUGAUGAAUCAUUGAUAUCAGCUGAACAAGCAAUUGAACAAUUAUGUAAAACAUUGCCAAAUAAUCAUUCAGAAGUUGUUCAAUAUCGAUUUGAGUUAAGUGUUGUCAAACAGCGACGAUUAUCUGCAACGGAUUUUAGUUGA